AUGAACGAGAUUCCACUCACAGCGGAGGAGCUGCAGAACAUCCGCGAGUCCACGGCGCUCACGGACGCGCAAGUGCAGCGGCUGUACAAGAGCUUUUCCAAGCUGAACAAGGACAAGUCUGGCAAGAUCACUCGGGCGGAGUUCAACUCGAUCCCUGCACUAGCCUCCAACCCACUCGUCGACAGAGUGCUGGCGGUGAUGGACACGGACGGCGACUCCACAGUAGACUUUGGGGACUUUGUGCGGGCACUGGCGGUGCUCUCCUCGGCGACCUCGAAGGAGGAUAAGUUGCGGUUCACGUUCAAGAUGUACGACGUCGACGGUGAUGGCCGCAUAAGCAACAAGGACCUCUUUCAAAUGCUCAGCAUCAUGGUUGGGGUGAACCUCUCCCAGAUGCAGCUGCAGCAGAUUGUGGACAAGACAUUCAUCGAAGCGGACGUUGAUCGGGACGGCUACAUUACGUUUGAGGAGUUUCAGGCGCUGGCCGUAAACAGCGACUUUGGCGAUCGGCUGAACCUGCAUUUUUAG
Messenger RNA from Leishmania major strain Friedlin, 528 nucleotides. RefSeq names its product putative calcineurin B subunit. The transcript has a single exon. The coding region runs from base 1 to 528 and encodes 175 amino acids. Gene Ontology annotation, molecular function: calcium-dependent protein serine/threonine phosphatase regulator activity; calcium ion binding. The record is from RefSeq and is a predicted model, not a curated record. NCBI's taxonomy places the organism in Eukaryota, Euglenozoa, Kinetoplastea, Trypanosomatida, Trypanosomatidae.